This is a messenger RNA of Saimiri boliviensis boliviensis (Bolivian squirrel monkey), 854 nucleotides long. The record is from RefSeq and is a predicted model, not a curated record. Lineage: Eukaryota; Metazoa; Chordata; Mammalia; Primates; Cebidae.
CUGACAGAGAGGUGGAGGCAUGGGGGUACUGAUCUUGAAGAAUGUUCUAGUUAGUCUCCUCAUCUGACACCUCCACUGGCUGGUGAAAUGUGUGCAGCUGGUGGCAGCAGAAGGUGGCCAGCCCAAAGCUCAAAUCAAUACCAUGACUACGGGCGAGAUGAAGCUACACUGUGAGGUGGAGGAGGUGAGCAGCCACCACUUGCCGGCCUUGGGGCUGAGGAACCGGGGAAAGGGCGUCCCAGCAGUGUUGAGCCUCUGUCAGCAGACUUCCAGGAGUCAGCCGCGGGCCCGAGCCUUCCUGCUCAUCUCUACCCUUCAGGACAAGCGUGGGACCUGCUAUGAGCUAGGGGAGAACAUUGAGCAAUUCUUCACCAAAUUUGUAGAUGAGGGGAAAGCCGCUGUUCUCUUAAAGGAGCCGCCUCUGGAUAUCUGUCUAAGUAAGGAUUCCCUAUGGUUCUCAUAUCAUUCCAUUCCAGCUCUGCCAAGAUUUGGACACCGCAAAAACCUGUAUUUGUGGAAGAUUCUGUCUGAACUCUUUUAUUCAAGGAACUACUACCAUGACUCUGCACUCUGUUGCCCACAUUGUGAUCUUAAUAGAUAAUAUGGGUGGUACUGAAGCACAUAUUAUGUCUUACUUCUGUUCUCUAGGCUGUUAUGUAAAUUCCUCUGAUAUGUUAAAGUAAUGAAUGAUACUACAAAAAGAAAUUUCAAUUACAGAUGAGUUUGGGAUGCAUAUAUGAUUUUGCAGCAUCAAAUUGGAGUAAGGGAAGCUUUCUGUAUAAUGCUGGAGAGGAGGAAUGUGUAUAGUUUACAAUCAUUUGUCUCCAAAACUUUUAUUAAAACCAAUUUUAAUU